Messenger RNA from Microthlaspi erraticum, 324 nucleotides. NCBI's taxonomy places the organism in Eukaryota, Viridiplantae, Streptophyta, Magnoliopsida, Brassicales, Brassicaceae. The record is from the annotation of a GenBank genome assembly.
AUGGCACAAUCCUCUCUCAUGGCUUCUUCUUCUUCUUCUCUGCCUCGCACCUGGAAAUACCGCGUCUUCACGAGCUUCCAUGGCUCCGACGUUCGUAAAUCCUUUCUCAGUCAUUUACGCAAACAGUUUAGCUGCAACGGGAUUUCAAUGUUCGACGAUCAAGGCAUUGAGAGAGGCGAAAGCAUCGCACCUGCUCUCACUGAAGCGAUUAGGCAAUCGAGGAUCUCGAUCGUCAUACUCUCGAAGAACUACGCUGCUUCCGGCUGGUGUUUAAACGAACUGGUGGAGAUUUUCAAGUGCAAGGAAGAAUUGGGGCAAUUGUGA